AUGGCAAAUCCGCCGCAUGGCGGGGUCUUGAAGGACCUGAUCGCCAGGGACCAGCCUCAAUAUGACCGCUUGGUUGCGGAGGCGGAAAACUUGCCUGCCAUUGUCUUGUCAGAGCGCCAACUAUGUGAUCUGGAGCUCAUUCUAAAUGGGGGCUUCUCUCCGCUUGAAGGCUUUAUGAGUGAAAAAGACUACAACUCUGUGGUGAAAGAUGUCCGGCUGUCAGAUGGCACACUCUUCAGCAUGCCGAUAUGCCUAGAUACGACCCAGGAGAAGAUCAAGGAAGCUGACCUGGAAGUUGGGUCUCGCGUAACACUUCGAGAUUUCAGAGACCAAUCAAAUCUUGCAAUCAUCACCAUUGAGGAUAUUUACCAGCCCAACAAAGACACAGAAGCUCGCGAAGUCUUCGGCGGCGACCCGGAGCACCCAGCAAUUAAAUACUUGCACAACACCGUCGGCACACACUACAUCGGCGGCCGAAUUCAAGCCGUCAAUCGUUUGAACAACUACGACUAUGUUGCCUUGCGAUACACCCCAGCCGAGCUCCGCAUCCACUUCGAGAAGCUCGGCUGGACACGAGUCGUCGCCUUUCAGACUCGCAACCCAAUGCACCGCGCUCACCGCGAACUGACCGUCCGUGCAGCCAGAGCACGCCAGGCAAAUGUGCUCAUCCACCCAGUUGUAGGGCUCACCAAACCCGGCGAUAUCGACCACUUCACCCGUGUCCGCGUCUAUCAAGCUAUCCUCCCACGCUAUCCUAAUGGCAUGGCGGUCCUCGGUCUAUUACCUCUAGCCAUGCGAAUGGGCGGACCCAGGGAAGCUAUCUGGCACGCCAUCAUCCGCAAGAACCACGGCGCAACCCACUUCAUAGUCGGCCGCGACCACGCCGGCCCAGGCAAAAACAGCUCCGGCAAAGACUUCUAUGGCCCUUACGACGCUCAGCAUGCCGUCGAGAAAUACCGCCAGGAACUCGGCAUCGAAGUCGUCCCCUUCCAACAAAUGAUCUACCUCCCAGACUCAGACGAAUACCGCCCGGAUGACCAAGUCCCCUCCGGCGUCCGCACCCUCAACAUCUCCGGUACCGAGCUCCGCUCCCGCCUCAAAUCUGGCAAGGAGAUCCCAGAAUGGUUCUCGUACCCUGAAGUCGUCAAAGUGCUCCGCCAAUCGCACCCGCCCCGAUCCCGACAGGGUUUCACCGUCUUCCUCACCGGCUACCAGAACAGCGGCAAAGAAGCCAUCGCGAGAGCCCUAGACGUGACACUGCACCAGCAAGGCGGCCGACCCGUCUCGCUCCUCCUAGGCGACACCGUCCGCUCGGAACUCAGCUCGGAGUUGGGCUUCAGCAAAGAAGACCGCCACAAGAACAUCCAGCGCAUCGCGUUCGUGGCGUCGGAGCUCACGAAGGCCGGCGCGGCUGUCAUCUGUGCGCCUAUAGCGCCAUUUGAGGCCUCGAGGCAGAAUGCACGGGAGACAGUGAGUCAGCAUGGGAGUUUCUUUCUCGUGCAUGUGGCUACGAGUUUGGAGUUUGCGGAGCGCACGGAUAAGAGGGGUGUUUAUGCGCGGGCGAGACGGGGGGAAAUUAAGGGGUUCACGGGCGUGGAUGAUCCGUAUGAGGAGCCUGGGAAGGGAGCCACCGAUUUGAAGGUUGAUGUGGAGAGGACGAGUGUGAGGAGCGUGGUGCAUCAGAUUGUGCUGAUGUUGGAGAGUCAGGGGUUGCUGGACAGUUCGUAA
Bacidia gigantensis is the source of this 1728-nucleotide messenger RNA. It is a transcript of the gene MET3, whose product is annotated as Sulfate adenylyltransferase. Gene Ontology annotation, molecular function: sulfate adenylyltransferase (ATP) activity; adenylylsulfate kinase activity; ATP binding. Gene Ontology annotation, cellular component: cytoplasm. Gene Ontology annotation, biological process: sulfur amino acid metabolic process. The record is from RefSeq and is a predicted model, not a curated record. Lineage: Eukaryota; Fungi; Ascomycota; Lecanoromycetes; Lecanorales; Ramalinaceae. The transcript is spliced from 4 exons. The coding region runs from base 1 to 1728 and encodes 575 amino acids.